Durusdinium trenchii is the source of this 2058-nucleotide messenger RNA. NCBI's taxonomy places the organism in Eukaryota, Dinophyceae, Suessiales, Symbiodiniaceae. The record is from the annotation of a GenBank genome assembly.
AGCUAUUCUGGUUCGACUGCAGCCUGAUACCACUUGUGCGUUCACUGGGUGAUGGAGGGCUGCUUUAGCUGCUUUUACUACAACGCCAAAAAGGAGGUGUCAUGCUUGGAGCGCCGAAAGAAACAGAUCCUUGACAAGAUAGCGUGUCUUCAACGCGACAUCGUUUAUGCCGAAGAAGAUCAAGAGAAGCAUGAGAGGUUGAUUGCAAGGCAUCAGGCACUCCGCAGAUCAUUGCGCACUGAGCUUCGAGAACUGGCCGAGAAUGUAGACGAGUUGCACCAAUCACAUGACAACCUUUCAUCACAGGUGCAGGAGAGCAAGCUGCAAUUGGAGGAGAUUGGUGCUGCUCGCGAUCGCUUGAAGGAUCAGGUAGCCGCCGAAGCCUUGGAACUCCAAGUGGUGGAGGUCGAGUGCAAGCGAGCUUCGUUGGAUUUGGAGUCUGCGCGCGAGGAGAAGGAGCAAGUCGAAGCGCAGGUCAUGCGCCAGCGGGAGGAAAAUGAUGCUUUGAGGGCAGAGUACGAAAGGGCCAGCAUGGAGGCUGCCACCAUUCGCGCCAAAAUGAUGGCAGCCAAAGAGGAAACCGAUGAAGCCACAAAGGCAAUUUCCAGAAGUGGGAGACAAAUGAAAGAAGUGGGAGACAAGCCAGCCGGGAACCCGACCAGACCAUCCAGCACCAAGGCUCUGAAGGAUCUCAUUGAGGGCUUGGGCACAUUGACUUCUGCUCCACCAAAGGUUCUGACCAUUGACGCCAACCACGAGCGCCUCACGCGAGUGCUGGUGACCGGACCGCCUGAAGUUGUCAAGGUGCCUGUACCUUCGGCUCCAGGGCGAGCGGAUUUGCUGUCUCCUAGGGCACGCAGCCGCUGCUCACCUGACUCUUCCACACCAGUGCACGGUUCGAAAACUCCACGCACACCGAGCAUGAUGCCAAAAUUCCGCGGGAAGUCCUUGUCGCCGCCCUUCCGAAGUGGCAGUGGUGUACGAAGCCCCACGCCGGUGACUGCUCGGUCACCUACACCCACCAGUGGGCCGCCCGGGACUCGCUCAGCUUCCGAAGGACCGCCAAGUGCUGGAGAAGAUGCUGUUUCACAGGCUCGAAGAUGCCUCAGGGAGAUCGAGAAGCAACAUGGAUUUAAGAGCAAGCAGGCGAUGAAUGCUUGCACUGAACUUGCGUUGCAAUUGGAGGAGUUCACGCCAGCCACAAAGGAAGCAGGGCAAUUGCUGCGCCGUGCCUUCGAAGGAUCCAUCGAAAUGUUCGGAAAGGAUGACCUCCAGACCUUGACGACUGUGAACAAUUUGGCCGUCUACUUGGACAACAUUGGAGAGAAGGAGGAGGCACUGGGUUUGUAUCGUUGGGCCCGAGAUGGACGUUUGAAACAGCUCGGACCAAGUCACCCAUACACCUUGGAUUCAACCUACAAUCUGGCAUGCUUUCUCCUCUACGACAAUCAGCUGGCAGAAGCUUGGCAGGCGUUCACCGAAGCCCGGGAUGGUUGCGUGGAGUGCUUUGGGUGGAAUCAUCAAGGAACCCUUGAUUGCACGGAGCGCAUGGUUGAUAUCCUUGAGGCUGAAGGAAAACUCGAUGAAGCCGUGCAGUUGUGCAAGGAGCUCUUGUCACGCUCGCAGGACAUGCAGCACUCCAAAGACAAUCCGCAGAAAAUGAGGGCCUUGGUGACGCUGGGGUCCCUGCUGGCUGCAGCAGGCCGUAUGUCUGAGGCCGAGCCCUGCUUUCGACAAGCCGUGGAGGAAUGCAGUCGAACCUUUGGAGCCGAUGACCCAUACACGAUUGAUGCCAUCUUCAACCUUGCAGUUAGCCUCGAGGACCAGGGCAAGUUGUCAGAGGCCGAAAAGCAUUACAAGGCUGCGGCAGAUGGGCGCACACGAGCUUUCGGAACUGAUCAUGUUGACACCCUGCACGCUGAACAAGCACUAAUGAUGUGCCGUUCCGCGAUUCAGGGUCAAUGAAAGACGAUCAUAGAGUGGGGCAGCAGUGCCGAAAUGAGGCAUUGCCCGCUGGCCCCUUGCAGAUUUUCUUUGCACGGCUGCACAACUUUGCAG